Molecule: messenger RNA, 916 nt
Organism: Hirundo rustica (Barn swallow)
Lineage: Eukaryota; Metazoa; Chordata; Aves; Passeriformes; Hirundinidae
Gene: FGF2
Product: fibroblast growth factor 2
Exons: 3
Coding region: 92-562 (156 amino acids)
Biological process (GO): positive regulation of protein phosphorylation; cell differentiation; positive regulation of cell population proliferation
Cellular component (GO): cytoplasm
Molecular function (GO): fibroblast growth factor receptor binding; growth factor activity
Source: RefSeq, a predicted model, not a curated record
GGACGGCCGGGGCAGGGGCCGGGGCCGCCCGGCGCUGGCGGCGGGGGGCGGCGGGGGCCCGGCGCGGCGCGGUGCCGCCGGGGCCCGGCGCAUGGCGGCGGCGGCGGCGGCCGGGGGCAUCGCCACGCUGCCCGACGACGGCGGCAGCGGCGCGUUUCCCCCGGGGCACUUCAAGGACCCCAAGCGCCUGUACUGCAAGAACGGCGGCUUUUUCCUGCGCAUCAACCCCGACGGGAAGGUGGACGGCGUCCGCGAGAAGAGCGACCCGCACAUCAAGCUGCAGCUUCAGGCUGAGGAGCGAGGAGUGGUGUCCAUCAAAGGUGUCAGUGCCAAUCGCUUCCUGGCCAUGAAGGAGGACGGCAGAUUGCUGGCCUUGAAAUACGCAACAGAAGAAUGUUUCUUUUUUGAGCGUUUGGAAUCCAAUAACUAUAACACUUACCGGUCACGGAAAUACUCGGAUUGGUACGUGGCACUGAAAAGAACUGGACAGUACAAACCUGGACCAAAAACCGGACCCGGACAGAAAGCUAUCCUUUUCCUUCCCAUGUCUGCUAAAAGCUGACUUCCAUGGCAGAUUCUGAGCACCCGUGCCACACAGCACUAAAGAUGUCGCCUUUCCUACUCCUCUCCGAAGCAGCCAAAUAGAAGGAAUUAUUUGCUGAUAUUAUAAGUACUUCUGCAGAUACCAGAUUAAACCAUGAAUGUUUCAUACUGUCCUUAUAUUGCUCUUUAAACCUAUUGUGCCAGUGUGUGUGGAGGUAAAAUGACUUGCAGAAUAUAUUUUCAGGAUCAGUAACACUUCUGUUUUCUUCUAGGUACCUAUGCAUUUUAUUUACCUUAUGCUUGCUUUACGGAAUAGAGGAGAACCAACCUGAUCACACUCAUAGCAAUAAUUAACUUUAAAACUAAUUUAUAU